CAUGGACACAAGCCCACACACACACACACACACACACACACACACACACACACACACACACACACACACACACACACACACACACACACACACACACACACACACACACACACACACACACACACACACACACAACCUAUAGGUGAAGUCACCUGUUGAAUGGGGUGGGGGAAAUGGUGUUGGCAUGUGAUGUCAUAGCCGUGAAGAAGAAAAGCCACCACCUGGCCCCCAUUGGAGCAUUGAAGGCAGCAGUGUGGAGUGUCCUCAGCAGAGAGAAGACCUCCAGAGUCCAGACAUGGCCCAGGUGCUGAAGCCAACCGGAGGCAGCAUGGUCUCAAGAAGCCACCCGGAGUGUGGAGACGUGUACUCGGACCUGGCCACGGUGAGCUCCACUGCGGGUGAGUCCACUCUGUUCCAUGGAUAUGGCGUGUGUCUCUGUUGUCGGCUGGAUCUAUGGAUGGAUGGUUCUAUAGGGGUUAAUGCAGGAGUCUCAUCCAACUGUAAGCAACAGAUGACCCGCUGAUGGAUUUUGAAUCCUUUAUUCUUUUGAUACACUUUGUCUAAAUUCGCUGAUGCAAAUAUUCACUUGUUAACGUGUAAAAGGAAUCCAAACCUAAUCUAUGUUCGAGUGUCGCAAAUUCAACACUUCAAACCUCAUUAUAUGUUGAGUUAUUAGUAGAAACAGGCCAUUUUCAAUGGGCCGUUUGUUCCCUCCAACCACAGUAAUGUGGCUGCACUGCCCUCUCUCCAUGGACCAAUCUGAUAAAUGAGUCUGUGUUUUGGCUAUUGUGGCACUAAUCUGCCUCAAAUCCCCCUCCAGUGUCCACUUGGCCGCUUCUCUGACAGCUGAAGGCCUCUGGCGUCUCGGGUUGCCAGGUGGGACUGGGAACCACACAAGGUGGAUCCCCCUUUUCAGAACACCACCAUCAGUGAAAGUUGAUUGUGACAGUGAAUCGGGUUUAAGAGUUAAGACCACCUAUGUUCGUGUCUAUGGGGUCGAGCUGGGAAACACUGAGGUGGACCGUACAGGCCUAAGAAAUAGGAGCCAGGAGAGAGUUUAGUUCCCACAAUACGUGCGCGCGCGCGCGCGCGUGUGUGUGUGUACAAGUGAAGACUAUGGCAUCUGGUCAUGACCACCCACAACCACCCCUGACUCUCUUCCCUUUGUCCUCCUCAGAUAUCGGAGAGGUCCGCGGUGGCAUGGGAUUUGGGCGCCGGGGGCGCGACUUCCUGUCCCCGGCGCGGCGCCGCCACCGCACCAGCUUCAGCCACAAGCAGCUGGAGCAGCUGGAGGUGGCGUUCGCUCAGAACCACUACCCCGACAUCUACUGCCGGGAGGAGCUGGCCCGCCUCACCAAGCUCAACGAGGCCCGCAUUCAGGUUUGGUUUCAGAACAGACGAGCCAAACAACGGAAGCAGGAGCGAGCGUCCAAGAAGGCGCUUCCGGUGGGUGUCCUGCCGGGACCCGGGGCCCUGCUCAGCAGCAUGUGCAUGCCUGCUUCAGGUAUCAGCCGGCAGUUCUACCCCCAGUCCCUGCCGCACAUCCACCGGUUCAGCUCUAUGCUGCCCUCUGGUGGUUAUGCGCACCACCCAGGCGCCGUCCCUGGCCAGUGUCCCUGCCCUGCUGUGGUGCAGCCCCAGCCCCCGGGACCCCCUCGCCAGCACGAGGAAUGGUACGGGCCCCUCAGGACCAUAGGGGGCCCGCCCGCUAACCUGGGCACACCUGUGUUUUCCCUGGCCUCCAUGUCAUGUCUUGAUUCUGCCUCUUCCUGGAACUAAAAUUACUAGUGAGGAAAAUAUGUUUUUUUACUAAGAGGCCUAUGCAAAGAAGUUAUGAUGUUAAUGUAAUGCACAUUAACCAACCACAUAUAUCAUACAUAUUGAUUAUGUUUUCUCAUUUCCUGGGACUUUCUGGGUUUGUUCAUUUAUUUGAAUGAUUGUGAAAGGCGUGAUAGGCUUAAUGCCUAAUAUCGUUUUUAUAUACAGUAAAUGCAUUAUCUUCUCUGAAUUGUCUAUGGCUUCCACAUCCUAUGGGU
This is a messenger RNA of Gadus macrocephalus (Pacific cod), 2036 nucleotides long. RefSeq names its product PROP paired-like homeobox 1 (gene prop1). Bases 1117 to 1779 code for a protein of 220 amino acids. Gene Ontology annotation, molecular function: RNA polymerase II transcription regulatory region sequence-specific DNA binding; DNA-binding transcription factor activity, RNA polymerase II-specific. The record is from RefSeq and is a predicted model, not a curated record. Gene Ontology annotation, biological process: regulation of transcription by RNA polymerase II. The transcript has 2 exons. NCBI's taxonomy places the organism in Eukaryota, Metazoa, Chordata, Actinopteri, Gadiformes, Gadidae.